Messenger RNA from Ruditapes philippinarum (Manila clam), 4044 nucleotides. Its product is annotated as 1,5-anhydro-D-fructose reductase-like. The transcript has 10 exons. Bases 93 to 1061 code for a protein of 322 amino acids. Gene Ontology annotation, molecular function: aldose reductase (NADPH) activity. Lineage: Eukaryota; Metazoa; Mollusca; Bivalvia; Venerida; Veneridae. The record is from RefSeq and is a predicted model, not a curated record. Gene Ontology annotation, cellular component: cytosol.
CACACAUUUUACAUUUGACAUCGUGAGAAUCAUACAAGCUCAUAGAUGUCACGCGUUUAUCAUACAGUAACACAUACAAAUAACUUUGUAUAAUGGAUUUACAUUCAAGACAGUUAACGCUUGGAUCUGGAAUAAUUCCAUCUGUUGGCCUCGGAACUUACACAUUCUUCGAAAAACAUGGAAGCUCAGAUGAAACGGAAGCCGCUGUAGGUCUUGCCAUCGAUGCUGGAUAUCGCCAUUUCGAUUGUGCAUGGGCUUAUGGAACGCAAGCAGUAGUUGGAAGAAUGUUGGAAAAGAAAAUAAACGAAGGUGUCAUUGAGCGGAAAGAUGUUUUCAUUACUACCAAGUUAUGGAAUACGCAUCACAACCCGAAGCUCGUGAUGGGGGAAUUGAUGGAGUCGUUGAAGCAACUACGAACAAACUAUGUUGACAUGUUCCUUAUGCAUUGUCCAACGGGAGAAAAAGACCAGGGUUUCAGCGGAGAAGUUCUCUUUUCAAUAGACACGAAGGAAUUUGAAAACUACCCACUAGAAGAUGUUUGGAAAGAGAUGGAAAGAUGUCAUCAGUUAGGAUUAACAAAAAAUAUUGGAUUAUCAAACUUCACCAUUGAUCAAACGAAUAGAAUUUUUGACUGCUGCACCAUACAGCCGUCCAACAUUCAGAUUGAGGUCUCACCUUAUUUCCUCAACGAGCGUUUGGUUAAGUUUUGUUUAGGCAGGGGAAUGACUGUCACAUCUUUCAGUCCACUAGGUUGCCCUUCACAUCCAGUGAGAUUAGCGGGAGAAAAAGGUCCUCUUGAAGAUCCUGUCCUCAUGGAAAUGGCCAAAGGAAAAGAGAAAUCUGUAGCACAGAUUAUUCUUCGGUUUCUAAUACAGUACGGAACUGUCGUGAUUCCCAAAAGUGUCACCCCAUCUAGAAUCAAAGAAAAUAUAAAUGUGUUUGACUUCGAGUUGUCAGAAGAAGAAAUGCAGAGGAUAAAAUCUUUAAAUAAAAAUAAAAGAGUAUACAAAGUGAUAAGGUUGAAACAUCACCCGGAAUAUCCGUUCGACGCACCUUUGUAAAUUUUCUUUACGGCAUUGGGCAAAUUUACAGCUGAGGAUAAAUAUUACCAAGAUUUGCCGGUCAAGAUUAUGAUUAAGAUAUUUAUCGUUAUGCCCUGCCAUGAAAAGAGGGGUUGUUUUAUUGUUAUAUUCAAAGCUUUUAUAUGUAAUAUUGUUAUAUUAGCAGCUUUUGUGUGUAUAUGUGCGAUAAAUAAACUGCGUGUCCAAUGAUAAACAUCAGCAUACAUUAUGAUUUCAAAAAAGUUGAAUCAAAUGACCAGCUUAAGUUGAUGAUAAUCUUAUAGUUCAAAACCAACAAUUCAAAGGUCAAUGUCUUUGCAGGGGUAGAGCUUUGUGUUUUUGUUGCGGCUGAUAUGAACUUCUUCAUACAUGAAUCGAUUUCAUCAUAAAUUCAUCAAAGUUAAAAGAUAUAAACAUUUAAUGUUUCUAACUUAUUCGUAAAUGGUGUUAUUAUUCGUGUCCGGUUUUACACUUCAGCAUGUAUGAUGAAUUUUGCAAUAAAAUUAGUUCACACGAGAACCAUAAUUAAAUGAUGAAUUGCGUGCAAAUAUCUAUCCAAAAUGUAGGAAUGUUGUUUUUGUUUUCUUAAUAUUCUGAAGUGGUCAUUAGUAGACGAUAAGUUGAGUCCAAAACCAAUGGCAUUAUGUUAAAAGUGAAAGUAAUCUGAAUGGAAUAUUGAUUUUAUCAUAUGAGAAAAAAUAAUAUUCUUUAUUAUCUGUCGCAUAUGUAAAUAAAAAGUAAAUAAAAUGUUUAAAAGUUCCUUAUAUCAUGUCUUCACCUGAUGUGAAAUAAGAACAUUGUGUUCAAGUUGCCAACUUGUAAUAAAAAUAUCCAAUCAUUUAGAUAUUACUAUAAUAAAUACAAAUAGUAAAAACAAUUCAUAUUAUAAAAUCUUCAUAUAAAACUAGGGAAAACAUAAAUAAUAUAUUUUAAAUAAUAUGAUAAAAAUAUUUUCGACCAAACAAGGUGUGAAUGGAUAUUCAAAAGAGGAAACGGUCACUUGGUAGAAGCAAUGCAGUGCCUGUUUAACCUUUACCCCGCUUAACUCCUUAAACUAACACCUUGACGUAACAAUUUGACGUAAAUCUAUGUACAGGUGAUAAUGGAUGUACAAUGAUGAAAAUAUAUUUUAACUAAUAUAUUAGGUUGUACAAUAGCGUAAAUCUAUCUACAGCUGAGAAACUGUGUACAAUGGCGUAAAUUUAUCUACAGCUGAGAGAGGGUGUACAAUGACAUAAAUCUGUUACCAGUAAAAUCAAAGACAUACUUCUUCUAUAUUUUUUUUACGAAUUAUCAUAGUAAGCUUACGCGAAUAUGUAAAAAGCUAGUUACUGGCGACAAGAAAAUCAAAAGCAAAGGAAAGUGUGAUAUUCAGACUUGAUUAACUUUACAAAUGCUGCUGAAAAUUAAACAAGAGUAUUAUCAAUUACUUUAAGUUAAAUAUUAGACCAAAUAUUGUUUUCUAUAAAUGCUGCUGUUAUAAAAGAAAUUAUCAUUUCUAACUGCUGCAUGACCAUAGUGUAUUCUGGUGUCAGGAAAAUAAUUAUUAUUGCUCAUUUUUGUAUCUUAUGCUUUCUUUAGAUGGAUAAAAUGCAUCUUAGCUAAAAAAAAAUAAAGUGGACUACAAUACCUCAAUUGGUAUUCUGUAUGCUGAAGUUUUAUGUUGUGCUUUUAUCGAUUAUGAAAAAGCUUUUGAUACUGUGAUUCGGGGUGCAUUAUGGGUUAAACUUUUAAAAACGGGUAUAAGUUGAAAAAUGAUUAAUAUUAUUAGGUCAAUAUAUACGAAUGUUAAAUCAUGUGUUAGAUUGUCCCGAAACAUGAAACUAUCAGAAUUGUUUGACGUCACUGUGGGCUUAAAGCAAGGGGAACCACUCUCCCCGUUACUUUUUAUUUUGUUCAUAAAUGAUAUACAUGAAAGUCUUGAUUUUAACCUGUUAACUGAAAAAGAUUUAGAUAUGUUGAGUAUGUAUAUGUUACUUUUUGCUGAUGAUAUAGCUCUUUUUACCACUAGUCCUGAUAGUCUUCAAACACAACUAAACAUGGUUCAAAAUUAUUCUACAAAAUGAGGUCUUACGAUUAAUGUUAAAAAAACAAAAAUAUGUAUUUUUGAGAAAAGAAAACAACCGUGUAAUUAUGUUUGGACAAUAAAUGAUGAAAUUGUAGAAGUUGUUGAUAAUUUUACUUAUCUUGGUGUAAAUUUUACUUAUACAGGUAAUUUGAAAAAUUCUGUUAAAAAUUUAUCAAAUCAAGCUCUCAAGGCUUAUAAUUCACUAUUACAAUUGUUUUAUAGAGUGAACUUAGAUAUUAAAACUAAACUAGCUCUUUUUGAUUCUAUGGUUGUACCAAUAAUUUUGUAUUGCUCUGAUGUAUGGGGAAUUUAUGAUUUUAAGGAGGUAGAUAAACUUCACAUCAAAUUUUGUAAAAUAGUUUUAGGUGUGAAACAACAAACUCCAAAUCCUGCGGUUUUUAGCGAGCUAGGAAGGUACCCUCACUCUGUUAUUAGUAAAGAGAGAUCAUUACAAUACAGGCUAAAAAUAAUGAAUAAUCAAAAUUCACCAAUGUAUAAAUUAUAUAUUGAACAAUGUAACACAAAUAACAAUAAUUCAUGGGCAUCUAAGAUUAAAACAUUAGUAGAUGACUUAGGAUGUAGUUAUAUUUAUUUAACUUCCUGGGUCAAUUACAACUUUGCACCUAUUUUAAAGCAGAGGUUACGAGAUCAAUAUGUACAAAAAUGGCAUGAAUGUAUAGAAGACAUGUCCAAAUUGGAAUAUUAUAGAAUGUAUAAACAAUGUUUUGUUUUUGAAAAAUAUUUGGAAUGUAUUAAUAUAGAUAAAAUUAGAAAAUGCAUGACAGGCUUUAGAUUAAGUUCUCAUAGUUUAGAAAUUGAGGUUGGUAGAUAUCAAGGUAUGCAUAGAAAUGAACGAAUCUGUAAAGCUUGUAAUACUAAUAUAGUUGAAUCGGAAUAUCACUUUUUGUUAACGUG